GCUUGGAAAGGACCAUGGUACACCCACACAACAUACCAAGGUAAGAACGUUUUCUUUGUAUCGGGUUUAGCUUAUGAUGGCAGCCUCGCGCUCUAGACUUAUCGCCCCUUAGGGCUCGAUAAAAAUCGCCGAGCAAUACACGCUGAUUCAUUCUCCUGACGAUAAACUAUCAAUGGCGGGUUGGAGUUCAGACUGGAAUUGCGCCAAGCAGACUAAGUCGCAGACGUUACAUUCUGGCGCCCAACUAAACAGAAGCAGGAGACUGAAGUCACCUCAUGGGGCCCGAGUUCAAGAUCCUUGUCUGGGGAUUUCGCCCCUGACUUAAAGUGGAGGAUAAAUGGCUUGUCAAGCCCAUUGGUCUUCGUGGCUCACUUCAUUAAUGUCUCUGAUACUGAAGGAUACGCCUUCUGUGCUGAAAGUGCCGUUUGUGGGCCCGCGAGUCGCCGAUGCUUACGGUCAUCAUGAUCGCCGUGGGCAGAGGGACCACACUGCUAAAAGAGAAAACUUUGAUGCUCGAUUCAUUGCAACUGUGUCUUUCGGAAGUCCAGCACCGCAUUCUCAAUUUAUGACGACUUCAGCUUGGUGGCUGGAGAUAACAAAGACUAUGCGGAUCUCAUAGAUAUGGGUGUAACGCCAGACUAUGGCAGCUAUGAUGCGAGUGACUCAACCAGCAAUCGAUUAGUAGAAGCAGACACCAUUUUUAACCCGGGGAACCCGUACUCGGUUCCUAUUCCGGGGGACAUUAUUACAGAUACUAUAGCCGUUGGGGAUGUGAAGCUGGACGCCAUGAAAUUCUUUGUUGUACAUAAGCAAGCUCGUCUUAGUAAGUCACCUUGUGAUAAUGCCUUCUACCACCUCAAACGCACAUACAGAAGUUCAGUCUAUGCAACAACCAUUAUUAACAGGGGAGUAGAUACUCUGGGCUCGGAC
Aspergillus alliaceus is the source of this 930-nucleotide messenger RNA. RefSeq lists its product as uncharacterized. Lineage: Eukaryota; Fungi; Ascomycota; Eurotiomycetes; Eurotiales; Aspergillaceae. The record is from RefSeq and is a predicted model, not a curated record. The coding region runs from base 338 to 619 and encodes 93 amino acids. The transcript is spliced from 2 exons.